Doryrhamphus excisus (bluestripe pipefish) is the source of this 2277-nucleotide messenger RNA. The record is from RefSeq and is a predicted model, not a curated record. NCBI's taxonomy places the organism in Eukaryota, Metazoa, Chordata, Actinopteri, Syngnathiformes, Syngnathidae.
AGGGCACCUCGUAAAGGAGAGAUUGCAGAAGAGUUCACACGUUUAGACAAUAUGGCAGCUGUUAGAAUUAGUACGUGGGGCUCUUCGACAAAGAAUCGUUUCUAUACCUGGACACUUCUUUGUUUACUUAUAUUCGUUAAUACAGAAUCGGCGACGGCAGCGCCAGAGGCAGGUUUUUGGAAAAACAUCUCUUUAAACACUUCAAGGCCACUACUGUUAAGGAAGUCCAUGUUCAAAGACACCGAUAUUGAGUUGAAAGUUGUGUCAUUUGGCUGUCAUGAUGAGGUAACCUUCAUCAUUCAUUGGUAUUUGAAAUACUAUCCCUGUCACAAUGACUUCAAUAAUAUUGAUGAAAUGUAUGAGCGAACCCCGCUUAGUCGUGGGCAGAGCCUCGAUCCAAAUCCCCUUGUGCAAGGAGAGUACAUCGAGCACAAACACAAGCCGAUAGCAUGCAACAGUGAGCUGCGCUCCUUUCCAGUGCUUAAAAAAACUAAGGCGGGACCACUUCCUGUCAGUACUCCUGUCGAGGGACAAAAAUUGGAUGAGAGUGAAAUCAGAUGGAUGACUGAGGAGUAUGACACCAACACAACAAAGGACAAAAGUGCAAAGGUUAAAGACAAUGUCAUCGCCUCCACUUGGAAAGAUGGGCCUUACCUACUGGUGGUGAAGAUUGUGCCCAGUAAACAAGAUGUUAACUGGAAUUUAAGUGUGAAUGUGGUGAUGAAAGGCAGCCAUGGCUACAUAUCUGUCACAGAAUACCCUCUGAUGAUUUUCUACAUGGUUAUGUGUGUGGUCUACAUCCUGUUUGCCCUGCUAUGGUUUAUGUGGGCCGCUUGCUACUGGAAAGAUCUACUGAGGAUUCAGUUCUGGAUCGCUGGGGUCAUAUUCCUGGGAAUGGUGGAGAAGGCGGUCUUCUGCGCUGAAUAUGAAAACACCAACAGUGUUGGUUCUGCUUCUCCAGGCCUGCUGAUCUUUGCUGAGCUGGUCUCCGCUUUCAAGAGAACUUUAGCCCGAUUGCUUGUCAUCAUAGUCAGCCUUGGCUAUGGGAUUGUAAAGCCUCGACUGGGGACAGUAAUGCACCGAGUGGUUGGUCUUGGAAUCCUUUACUUUAUCUUUGCUGCCAUUGAAGGCGUGCUGAGGAUAACUGGGGGUCGGGACAAUGGCCCAGCUCUCAUUACAGCAAUUGUUCUGGCUGUGUUUGACUCCAUCAUCAUCUGCUACAUAUUUGUCAGCCUGGCUCAAACCAUCAAGACUCUGAAACUGAGACGAAACCCAGUUAAGUUGUCCCUCUACAGGCACUUCACAAACACACUCAUAUUUGCUGUCAUUGCUUCCAUUAUUUUCAUGGGAUGGACUGCAAAGAAAUUCCGUCUAUCAGAUUGCCAGUCGGAUUGGAUUGAGCUAUGGGUGGAAGAUGCUUUUUGGAGGUUUUUGUUUUCCCUUAUUCUGCUUGUCAUAAUGUUCCUAUGGAGACCAUCUGCAAACAACCAAAGGUACGCCUUCACGCCUCUCAUGGACGACUCAGAUGAUGAGGAAAUUGAGGAAUUUAUCGCUUCUGCACACAUUGGGGAUGGUAUUAAACAGAGAGCUGCCAAAAGUGACACAAAUGGUGCUGUGAAAUCUCCAGAAACAAACGCAGAAGAAGACUUGAAGUGGGUUGAGGAUAACGUACCCACUUCUCUCGCUGAUGUAGCUCUUCCAGUCCUGCUUGACUCUGAUGAGGAAAUCAUGACGACCAAGUAUGAGAUGUCCAAGUUGGAGUGAGGGCAAACCUUUAGAGCUCUCAGCAAAGGUUGUGGAGAACAACAACAAAAAAAAGCGGCUGCUCAUGAUCCUGCUGUCGAAUUCCGAUGUGCAGAAUGACGUCUUAUUGGCGAUGGCGGGCUAUGGUGGAGCUCUUCUGCUUUAGGGCACCUUUUGCCCAUUUCCUUCAGCUUCCACCUUCAAAACUGAAGAAAAAUCACUUUGAGCCUUUCUUUCCAAAGAGAUAAAUUCAUUUAUAUAUUAUUAGAGCUGUAUGCUGUAUUUAUUUGCAUUAUAUUGAUAAUGUUUUUUUUUUUUUUUUUUUUUUACAAGUAAUAACAGAGAGCCUUUUGCAUGAACAUACUCUACACUGACUUUGGGGUUUUCAAAUAAGAUGCCUGUUUAUUUAACAAAUGUAAAAGCUUUUACAUUUUACAAACCAGGGUAAACACCAGAAAUGAUUCAUGUAAUUACGGCAUUGAUUUACAAGACUGAAAGUGGGAUUUAGUAAAUAUUAUACAAGUGUGAAGAUGU